AUGGAUCAUAUAUCGAUUUCUGAUGAGAAUUGUGAUUUGGGACAUCAGUUUUCUCCUUCAUCUUUGGAUCAAAUCGACCAAUCACCAUCCACAGAGACUUCAAGCCACUCGAUUGCGAGUGCCGACUCGUUUUCCUACUGCCGGACUAAUUCCGAGGCCUCGGCCGCAUUUUCAGAGCCAACUGACGAUAGCAAUAGCUAUGCUGAUGUGGCAUCCCCGCGCAGCUGGCAAGGGCUCAAGUCCCCGGCUCGUGCUGCGCUGUACAAAUUAGGGAUGAGGCAGCACAAGCAUGGGUUAGAUGAUGAGAUUAUGAAUUUAGAGUUAGAGUUGAUGAAGGAGAGAUUUUCUAAAUUGUUGCUUGGGGAGGACAUGUCUGGGAGUGGCAAAGGGGUUUGCACGGCUGUGUCCGUCUCGAAUGCCAUAACAAACCUCUACGCAUCUGUGUUUGGUCAGCACCACAGAUUAGAGCCUCUGCACCCAAAAAAGAAAUUAAUGUGGAAAAGAGAAAUGAAUUGUCUUUUGUCUGUGUGUGAUUACAUAGUAGAAUUCAGUCCCACACUUCAGACUCUUAAAGAUGGGACUACCUUAGAGGUAAUGGCGAGCAGGCCGCGAUCAGAUAUUUACAUCAACCUCCCUGCCUUGAGAAAACUCGACACGAUGCUCGUGGACAUACUGGACAGCUUUCAAGAAACCGAGUUCUGGUACACUGAACAAGGCAGCAUCUCUGCAAAUUCGUCUUGUUCGGGAAGCUCGUCGGGUUCGUUUAGGAGAGUAAUUAGCCAGCAUAAGUCUCAGCAUUCGGACGAGAAGUGGUGGCUGCCCGUGCCCUGCGUGGCGCCCGACGGGCUUUCCGAAAAAUCCAAGAAAGAUUUGAGGCAAAAACGAGACUGCGCGUACCAAAUACACAAGGCGGCCAUGGCCAUAAACAGCGGCAUUCUUGCCGAGAUGCAGAUUCCAGAUUCGUACAUGGCUUCCCUUCCUAAGAGUGGAAAAGCAAGCAUUGGGGACAAGAUAUACCGAUACAUGUACAAUUCGGAGAAAUUUUCGCCCGACCGGUUGCUCGACUCCCUCUACAUAAGCUCCGAGCACGAGGCCCUUGAGCUGGCAGACAAGGUGGAAGCUUCCAUGUACACGUGGCGCCGUAAAAUCUGCACGGCCCAUUCGAAAUCCUCGUCGAACAAGAAUCACAUCCUAGCCGAAAGAGCUGAUACUCUGUUGUUCUGCCUUAGACAAAGGUAUCCCGAGCUUUCGCAAACUACAUUGGACACGAGCAAAAUACAAUACAACAAGGAUGUAGGGCAGGCAGUGCUGGAGAGCUAUUCAAGAGUAUUGGAAGGUUUGGCAUUCAACAUUGUGGCUUGGAGUGAGGAUUUAAUCUUUGUAGAUAAAACCAUGAAAAAUCAGGUGUAG
Striga hermonthica is the source of this 1410-nucleotide messenger RNA. Lineage: Eukaryota; Viridiplantae; Streptophyta; Magnoliopsida; Lamiales; Orobanchaceae. The record is from the annotation of a GenBank genome assembly.